AUGAAGGUCUUUUCAAACGACUGUACGUUCAACUACUCAUGGGAAGAGGUUUCGACGGCGAACUGGAGGAAGUAUUGUCCGUGGAACGACCAGUCGACGCAUGUCAUUGCAGUCGACACGAUCUCGCGCAGGGUUGACGCUGAGACGGGAGUGUUACGAACAGAACGACUCAUUACGUGCAAGCAAAGCGCGCCGAAAUGGCUCAUGUCCCUCAUGGGCGGCAAUGAUACAUCACACGUCUUCGAAACAUCCUACGUUGAUCCAACAUCAAAAAAGGUCACUAUGAUCUCUCACAAUCUGACCUUCUCGAAUAUCAUCAACUGCCGCGAGACGGUCAUCUACCAGCCGCUCUCGGAGACGCGGACUCAAUUUGUACAGGAUGCGAAGAUCACGGCUGUGUGUGGCGGGUGGCAGAAGAUCAAGAACGCGGUGGAGGAGGCUACAGUGACACGCUUCUCGGAGAAUGCGCAAAAGGGGAAGGACGGGUUCGAGUCAGUAUUGGAGAUGAGCAGGAGGGUUUUUCGGGAAGAGAAGCAGAAGGAGCAGAGCCAGCGGGCUAUCCCUGCAUGA
This is a messenger RNA of Drepanopeziza brunnea f. sp. 'multigermtubi' MB_m1, 570 nucleotides long. RefSeq lists its product as uncharacterized. Lineage: Eukaryota; Fungi; Ascomycota; Leotiomycetes; Helotiales; Drepanopezizaceae. Gene Ontology annotation, biological process: phospholipid transport. Gene Ontology annotation, cellular component: mitochondrial intermembrane space. The record is from RefSeq and is a predicted model, not a curated record. Gene Ontology annotation, molecular function: phosphatidic acid transfer activity.